AUGAUAGGACGAUGCCGCGAAUUUGUGGAUCGGGUCUACGGACAGUGUCGCCUGGCAACUGCCUUCGCGCAGAUGGAGGCCAACCUCAAGGUCGUCUUCCCUGCAGGCAUCGUCGAGUGGGACGGAACGAGAAGCGCGGGGUCCAAAGACAAGUCCAAGAAGCAGGUCACCCAUGUCGGCCGGUUCCUCAUCGGCUGCCAUCGGAGCACCGACCACAAGGUCUUUCUGCCUUUGCCGAACAGAACCACGAAGCUGGGUGCACCAGGUAGUUUCGGUUCAAAGAUUCCUUGCAACAGCAACAUGUCAUGUCCAGUGGAUGACGAUUUUGUCCUGGGUCUGGGGGCUGCACUCGCAGCAGCUUUAGACCUGGCCUUCCCGCAUGUGGAUGCUCGCCGACUUUGGAAAACGGGGUUCCUGAGCCUCGCUCUGAAAGUAACUCAGGCUUCUUUCGCACUCCGAUGCUACUUGGGGCCAGACCAAAGCCAGGCCGAUCUCCAUGUCUUGACACUGGCUGCUUCAGUCCUGGCUUCCUUGGACGCAAGUGAUGACAUCAUCACUGUCAUGCCUGUCGAGUUUGCGUGCUUGGAGUUUGCGGCGGACAAUGUUUCCUUUAGGCAGCAGGUGCGCAAAUGGGCGGGCCAUCAGUGGAGAUGCUGCCUGGAAGCCUUGUGUGCGGACAUCCGCAAGCUUCUGUUGGAAACGCAGCGUCGACAAGCACUCUUCGAGCACACCGUUGCCUUGCGACAACUUUUUCUGGCAUGGUCCAGAAUCCUGGAAGACAUAUCUCUCCUGGGCACCGGCCUUUUGCUCUCGCCAAACACUGUCGAAGACAGCCCGCCAGAGAGCGCCGAAGAGGUCAAGAACUUGAUCGCGGCGAAAGUCUCCAACAAGCAACACGUGAUUGGCAGUGAUGCAGGCAGAGGUUUGGCCAAGGCUUACAAAGAGCUCGGUCUCUCCGCUGCUACAGCAGCGCACAGCCGCAACCACUUUACUCCAACCACGAAUUUGGGCACCGCAAAGCUUGGAAAAAAAGCUUUGAAAUUCCUCGGUAGCAAAGCCAGGGCUAAGAUCUCCUCUCGGUCCGUGACCCUUGUAGGGGGGGACCAGAGAUGCGAGGCCUUGGCAGGAAGCAUGAAGCGCAUGCUCCGUCGUCUGGGUCUCCUUGGAAAGGGUGGUCGAACAAAAUCCCACAUCCAAGGCUUGUCUGCUGUGUUCUUGAGUGAGAACACCGGCCUCGAGGCAGUC
Messenger RNA from Symbiodinium sp. CCMP2456, 1245 nucleotides. The record is from the annotation of a GenBank genome assembly. NCBI's taxonomy places the organism in Eukaryota, Dinophyceae, Suessiales, Symbiodiniaceae.